This is a messenger RNA of Cylicocyclus nassatus, 944 nucleotides long. NCBI's taxonomy places the organism in Eukaryota, Metazoa, Nematoda, Chromadorea, Rhabditida, Strongylidae. The record is from the annotation of a GenBank genome assembly.
AGAUAUACUAUGAGCCAACUAUCGCUUUUCUUCGUGCUUGCCCUCCUGUGCGUCUCCGCUAUUUGCAGACCGCAAUACAAAGAUCAAGAUUUCGACUACCGUAUGUUCGAAGACGACACCGCCGGUGUGGUCAUCGACAGAGUGAUGGAACCCCGGCACAAGCAUGCCUCGCACCACCAUCAUCACCACAACCACCACCGAGGCGACAAGACUUACCUGAAAACGAAUCGAAUCCAAAAUGUGAAGAAAUUCCUCGAAAACUUCCGACUCUGAAAGGCGAACACCAUCACCACCACUAUCACCACCAGCACCGCCAUCAUCACCAGAAAAAAGAGAAUGUUCUGGAGCCGAGACAGGGUGACCCCGCGACCCAAUCAAGGUCGUCCCCGUGUCGCCGUUGCACCAGUUCCCUUCUUUCCCUCGUCUCAUCACGUCUGGCAUACUGCCAGCAAUCCACGAGAGUUUCUCAUGAUAUUUUAUGAUCCCGAUGCCUGAACACGUCUAGAACCCCAGUGUUUAAAUACUGUUUCGUCAGAGAGUAACGAUUCGUGGUUUCGAUCUAGGAAGUCUUUCUUGCCCGUAGUGCAAUUUACCAGAUCUCUAACGUGCCUUUUUAGAUUGUCUUAGGGCUAGUUACGGUCUUGUUUAUGUGGCACACGUGCGAGGAUAUAAUAUUUAGGUGUGGAUUGAAACAUAUCCGUAUUAUUGUCUGUUUGUUGCGCUUUACUUGUACUUCGUGAUAGUUGUAGAUUGUGUGAAAAUGUGUACCUGAAUUCCAAACUGGACCCCGUUGUCGAAAACCGUUGAUCCAACGGUACUCUUGUCAUCUCCACUCUUUCACCAUGUUCUGCUCACUAUAACGUCAUUGAUCUCAUGUGAUUUACAAGAACUUCAAAUUUUCCCUAUGUAUUUUUGAAUAAAAAGGAUAAACAUAUUUGAAGAAA